This is a messenger RNA of Pteropus alecto (black flying fox), 816 nucleotides long. It is a transcript of the gene ADIRF, whose product is annotated as adipogenesis regulatory factor. Gene Ontology annotation, biological process: positive regulation of fat cell differentiation. NCBI's taxonomy places the organism in Eukaryota, Metazoa, Chordata, Mammalia, Chiroptera, Pteropodidae. The record is from RefSeq and is a predicted model, not a curated record. The transcript is spliced from 3 exons. The coding region runs from base 51 to 281 and encodes 76 amino acids. Gene Ontology annotation, cellular component: nucleus.
CCCAACGUCGCUGCAGCUACCCUUGACGACCUCGCAGACCACCCCCAGCCAUGGCCAGCAAGGGUUUGCAGGACCUGAAGCAGCAAGUAGAAGGGGCGGCCCAGGAUGCAGUGACUGCAGCUGGAGCAGCAGUUCAGCAAGUGGUGGAUCAAGCCACAGAUGCAGGGCAGAAAGCCAUGGACCAGGUGGUUAAAUCUACUCAGGAAACCGUGGACAAGACUGCUAACCAGGCCUCGGAGACUUUCUCCGGUUUUGGGAAAAAAUUAGGUCUCCUGAAAUGACAGAAGCGAGCCAUGGGUGACUCCCCUCCAGGCCCUGAUCUGGUCAGCGGCUGCCCCCUUGGCCUCAUGCCUCAUUAAAGCACAUGUUACUACCCUGUGUCUACUUCGUAUCUACCCCCAAGCUGGGCCCAGUCCUCCUUCGCCAAGAACAGAGCCCCCAUAUCCAGAAAUCCAGCCCCCACAUUGAAUCCUGGCAUUCCAAAUUUGGAAACCCAUAAGAAUUUGUUUCCCAUUGUCUCAACCGCGUAUCCAGAUGCUCCCUUAUAUCCAAAGUUCAACCCCCAUCUAGGUACGUACCCCUCGGUAGCUCAAUUUAGAAGCCAACUCCACUUCCCCAACUCCAGGAACCCCAUCCUACUUAGGAGGGGGAUACUCAGUUCCCAGAUCCUCGAGGGGUUCAGCUCUCGGCUGGGGGCGGAGCUCCAAGGACUGGGGCCUCGGGAACUGUAACACGCAAGCUAAGUGGGGAAGCUCAUAACACCCAUCAACCCGGCGCCCGCGAGGACUUCAGGCGGCGGGAAUUCGCGGGAACGAC